Exophiala bonariae is the source of this 1191-nucleotide messenger RNA. RefSeq lists its product as uncharacterized. The record is from RefSeq and is a predicted model, not a curated record. Bases 1 to 1191 code for a protein of 396 amino acids. Gene Ontology annotation, molecular function: heme binding; monooxygenase activity; oxidoreductase activity, acting on paired donors, with incorporation or reduction of molecular oxygen. The transcript is spliced from 4 exons. Lineage: Eukaryota; Fungi; Ascomycota; Eurotiomycetes; Chaetothyriales; Herpotrichiellaceae.
AUGGCUGCAGUGGUUCUCAAAUGCCUUUGGAAUGAAUUCGCUGCCAUAGUCAGAAACAAGGCUCAGCAUGCUGCAAGGCGGAAAAUUGAGAACAAUCCUUACUCACUUCAGUCAAUUAACGCACAUGAACCCGAGGUUAUCUCCAAGGCCGACACAUUACUUCAGCGUAUCAUCAGCGAAUCUGCAAUAUCCAAAAGUCACACUGUGGACGUACAAGUCUUGUGCGGGCUUUUCAGUCUUGAAGUAAUAUGCCAGGUCGCAUUCGACCAAGACAUUAAUGCUGAAUCACUUGACGCUGGGCGAGCUUUUUUGACUGCAAUGGGUCAGGCUUCGCUGAUUCAGCCACUUUCAAACACUAUUCCUAUCCUAGGAAAAACGAGUCUAAGUGAAUACAUCCCUGGUGUCAUUGGUCGUGCCUAUACACAACGAAGAAUAUGGGAAGAAACGACGAGAAAACUCUAUCGAAGUUUUGUAAACAAUUUAAAAGAAGACUACACCGAUAAAUUUCUUGCCGAACCAUUUGUUCACAAGAAAGACGAGUACUUAGGCCGAAUUUUGACCGAAGAUGAAGCCAUUGAAGAAGCGAUGGGUCUUCUUUUUGCUGGAAGUGGAACGACAUCUACAACUAUAUUGUACAUUCUUUACCAUCUGUCCCGUCCAGAAAAUAGAGGUAUUCAACUCAGACUACGAGAGGAAUUACAUGCGGCUGGCACGACCAACUUCGCACUAACCAAUCUGAAGUAUCUGAAUGCUGUGAUUAAAGAAGCAAUGCGACUGAACCCUUCUUUGAUCGGAUCUCUACCACGAAUUCUGACCACAGCGGUAGAGGCAGGCGAGGGAAAGCAUAAACUCGUCUUUCCACCAGGUACUCUGAUUUCGAUGCAGAACUACGUUCAUCAUCAAGAUCCCUCUGUUUAUGAAGAUCCUCACACUUUCAAUCCUGAUCGCUGGCUUGGCGUACCUCUAUCAAGUGCUAGGGAGAAAGCAUUUACACCAUACAGCUUAGGGCCGAGGAACUGCAUAGGUCAGAACCUGGCAAACUUGGAGAUCCGCCUAGCUGUCAGCCACUUAGUUCGUCAUUUGGACUUCAAACUCAAUUCGGAGAUGGAAGAAGCAGAAAUGGAUAUGGAAGACCGCUUCGCUGCUUUAAGUAAGGGUGGAAGACUCUUGCUUGAUGUCACCCAACUGUGA